UUCUACCGUUUUUUACUAUUUCUUUCUACUUUUGCCGACAUAAACUCUCACUCUCUCUCAUUCUCUCUCUACUUUGAAUCUCCUUUCUUCCUUCUUGUGAGUCUUUAAUGGAGGAGAAAACCAGAGCUGAUUCGUGUUGUCUCAGCUUCUCAUUUCAAUUUUGUUUCCAUGGCAGUCUUGCAUGAAUGUUGAACUGAUAGAGUUUCAAGUAUAGAGCUCUGCGGAAUAGAAUGGGGCUGAACAGAGUUGAUUCUGCUACUGCCUUUGCGGUUUACGCCAUUUUUGUUACUCUACCUAUCGUUCUUGCUGCGACUGAUGCAUCUGAUGUUCAAGCUCUUCAGGUUUUGUACUCCUCGUUGAACAGUCCUUCUCAGCUUACCGGGUGGAAGUCCAAUGGUGGCGAUCCAUGUGGAGAAUCAUGGAAAGGAGUAACUUGCGAGGGGUCUGGUGUUGUGGCCGUUGUUGUUCCUGGGUUAGGACUCAGCGGGACCAUGGGAUACAUGCUUUCGGACCUUUUGUCACUUAGAACACUGGAUUUGAGCGACAACAAUAUUCACGAUUCCAUUCCUUAUCAAUUACCGCCAAAUCUCACAAGCUUAAAUCUUGCAAGUAACAACUUCAGCGGGAAUCUUCCUUAUUCCAUUUCAAACAUGAUUGCCCUCAAUUACUUGAAUCUUAGCCACAACUCGAUCUCCCAGUCAAUGGGAGAUAUUUUUGCAAAGCUACAGGGGCUCUCGGUCUUAGAUCUGUCGUUCAAUAACUUAAGUGGAGAUCUUCCAAAUUCUUUCAGUUCGUUGUCCAAUCUUUCUACUCUCUAUAUGCAGAACAAUCAGUUGACAGGUUCAGUUAAUAUUCUUGUAGAUCUGCCUCUGACAAAUCUAAAUAUUGCAGACAACCAUUUCAGUGGCUGGAUUCCUCGGGAGUUAAUUUCAAUUCCAAAUUUUAUAUAUGGUGGAAAUUCCUUUGAUAAUGGUCCUGCUCCUCCUCCACCACCAUAUUCCUCACCUCCUCCUCGUAGGUCACAUAAUAAUAGUAACCAUUCUGGGCCAGGUACACCUGCAACCCAGGGCCAAUCAUCACAUCCAGACAGUGGAAACAAGAAGAAUGAUUUAAACACAGGAACAAUUGUGGGAAUAAUACUUGGUUCAGUAUUCGCCGUUCUUUGUCUGCUGCUUGCUAUUGUAUUUUGCCUUCGAAAAGGUAAAGUUGGGAAGCAUGGUAGUGCACGGGCUUCUAUUGGCACUCCUUCAGCUGGGACUGAUAAAGAGAUGCAAUCUCAAAGAGUCAAAAGUAUGGCUGUUGUAACAGAUCUGAAACCUUCACCUCCGGAGAAGUUGAUGGGUGAGAGAGUACCUGGGAGCAGUGGAUCUGGAAAGAGAGCGAAAUCUCCUAUUACUACUGCUACUUCAUAUGCAAUAGCUUCUCUUCAAACAGCUACAAACAGCUUCAGCCAGGAAUGCCUUAUUGGUGAAGGUUCCCUUGGCCGUGUUUACAGAGGAGAGUUUCCUAAUGGAAAGGUUCUAGCCAUAAAGAAGAUCGACAAUGCAGCAUUGUCAUUGCAGGAGGAAGAUAAUUUUCCUGAAGCUGUUUUGAACAUGUCACGCCUAAGGCACCAGAAUAUCACAACUCUUGUGGGGUAUUGUGCAGAGCAUGGUCAGCGCCUUCUUGUUUAUGAAUAUAUUGGAAAUGGGACUUUGCACGAUAUGUUGCACUUUUCUGAAGAUAGCAGUAAGACGCUUUCGUGGAAUGGUCGUGUUAGGGUAGCACUUGGUACUGCUAGGGCUCUAGAGUACUUGCAUGAAGUUUGCUUACCUUCUGUUGUGCAUAGAAAUCUCAAGUCUGCAAAUAUUUUGCUUGAUGAAGAGCUUAACCCCCAUUUGUCUGACUGUGGACUGGCAGCAUUAACACCAAACACUGAGCGGCAGAUUUCAACUCAGAUGAUUGGUUCCUUCGGGUAUAGUGCUCCAGAAUUUGCAAUGUCUGGAAUUUACACUGUCAAAAGUGAUGUGUAUAGCUUUGGAGUAGUGAUGUUAGAGCUUUUGACAGGUCGGAAGCCACUGGACAGUUCAAGGGUAAGAUCGGAACAGUCUCUUGUCAGAUGGGCUACUCCUCAACUUCAUGACAUUGAUGCCUUGGCAAAAAUGGUUGACCCAGUGCUAAAUGGCAUGUAUCCCGCAAAAUCUCUCUCACGUUUUGCUGACAUUAUUGCCUUGUGCGUUCAGCCAGAGCCAGAGUUCCGGCCUCCCAUGUCAGAAGUUGUACAAGCACUGGUUAGGUUAAUGCAACGAGCAAGUGUGGUUAAGAGAAGGUCUAGUGAUGAAUCAGGGUUUAUGCACAGAAUGCCAGAUUAUGAGGCCGUUGAGAUGUCAUUUUAGUUAUAUUGGGAAUGAAGUAUUACCAUGUUACAGUAAACAUCUGGAAUCAUGAAUAUGAGAAUGCAAAGAAAGUGCAGAUGCAAUUGAACACAGGCAGAACAUAGUCAAGGCAUGGAAGGGGAGGAAGCUCUAUUCCAAGCUGCAAACGAAGGUGUAUAUUUAAGUUCCUUUCCUCUCUCUCUCUCUCCCCUUUGGGCGGGGUAUUCUCUGGAUUUGCAGCAAACGAGGAGAUUAUUUGUUUGAUUCAAGCAUAGACAGUUGAAUAAUGGAGAUCGAGGUGGAUUUAUAGCGAGUGUUUGUGCCAUGGUCAUGGCUCAGAACAUUCCUUAACUAGGGAAUCCUAUUCACCAUUUUUCUUCCCAAUGCUUGUAAAGCUAUUGAUCACAAUUAAACGGCUUCUCAAUCAACUGGAAGAAAGAUUCAUUGGCAUAUUUAUACGGUUGAUGUUGGAGGCUUGUGAGCGGGUGCAGGCCUGGGGAAGAACUUCAUCUACUUUUGCAUACAUAGAGCGUUAGGUCAGUUUAAGUUUUUCCCUUGUUCUCUUAAUUUGUUUUACUCGGACAUGGGAGUUGUUAAUCUGUAGUUUUUCGAGUCAUUUGCAAAUUUUACAAUAGAAGAGUAAACAACAAAUCUAAUAAUCUGUACGUUCACAGCCAAUUGAGGAGCUUUUUCUCAUUGGGAUUAUCCUCAAGAUAAGUUAAGCUGAA
Messenger RNA from Macadamia integrifolia, 3082 nucleotides. Its product is annotated as protein STRUBBELIG-RECEPTOR FAMILY 8-like. The record is from RefSeq and is a predicted model, not a curated record. Gene Ontology annotation, biological process: protein phosphorylation. The coding region runs from base 231 to 2375 and encodes 714 amino acids. NCBI's taxonomy places the organism in Eukaryota, Viridiplantae, Streptophyta, Magnoliopsida, Proteales, Proteaceae. The transcript has 16 exons. Gene Ontology annotation, molecular function: protein kinase activity; ATP binding; protein binding.